AUGGUUAUUUUCCUUGUUUUUUCAAUUUCUUUUUUUUUUUUUGUUCUGUUUACUUCCAAGCAACUUGAAGGCAUGAAAAACAGUGUGGUGCGCACUCAACCUACUCGCCGCUAUGAGAAUUUUACACUGGAAAACAAUCUCCCUUUGUGCAUAGGUGCCAAUUUUCAUGAUGAUCCAAUUUGCUUUAAUACUCUUCGAAAAAGUCAUAAUCUUCUACUGCCCCCAAAAGUGGAUUACGCUCCUCAUACUGAGUAUAUUUACAACGGAGGUGGUCUUACCCGAGAUGGGAAAAAGAGGACACAAACUGCAGUAGAUGAGGAAAGUGAUGAUGAGGAUGUAUUUAAUGGAUGGACCAUUGCAAACUUUGAUGUACCAAACGGUGCAAAAGAUUAUGUGGUUCGUUUUCUGGCUUACUUUAUUGAAAACAUUCCCGAAUCUUCGACUGAAACAGCCAUAGUGAGAAAGGUUUGUAUUCGUUAUCAUUUACAGGAUAACAGUAUUUCAAUAAUAGAAGCGAAACAAGACAAUAGUGGCAUUCUGCAGUCAAAGAUAUUGUCGCGUCGACAAGUACCGAAAAGGAUGGAUGAAAUCAAUGAACUUAUCACACUUGAUGAUUUUAAGAUUGGGGGUUCAAUUGAAAUUUUUAAAAGAAAAUAUUAUAUUUUGGAUAUGGAUAUGCGAAGUCGAAUGUAUUACAAAAAAAUACGCGGUGAAGAGGUUCCAGACUCGUUACCUUGGCCAGGUGAACUAGAUAAAUUUGGAACCGAAAUGGAGGCUCAGCGUUCUAAGAGUACUCAUCGCUUGGCCACGUCUGAUGAUAUGGAUAGGAAGCGAGCCAUUGAACAACAGCUAACUGGUAUUUACACAAAACAUGCAACUGAGGAUAUCCUUGCGGCACAGAAAUUUUUGAAACAUAACAUAAAUGAGCACUUGACCUUUUUUGCAUUGUGGGAUGACCGUGAAAAUCUUAAAGGGGAUUUGCGUUUUUGUGCUAUUCGUAUUUAUCUGGAAAAUGAUACAUUUGAAAUUGUAGAGAGAAGGCCUGAAAAUUCUGGACGCGAUGGUGGUACAACAAUUCUGGGUCGCCAAAGAGUUCCCCGUCCUGGUGUUGAUCUUCAAAAGACUCGCUUUCAAGAACACACAUUCGGUGUAGUAAUGAAGCGUGACUUUCUUGUGGCCGAUGAUAUGCAAAUUGGUGAAACUUACAUCAUUCAUGGCAGACCGUAUUACAUUUAUGACGCCGAUUCUUUUACACGGGAAUAUAUGAAAAACAAAAUUGGUAUUGAACUUGCUCCCAAAGUUGAUAUUGAUCCAUUUGUUCAAGUUGAUUUGAAAGCACCUGUCAAAUUUUAUCCUCCUCCACCGAAUGGGUUUGGUAGUGAGCGUGAAAAACGCGCUAACUGGAUUACAUUGACAGCAAAACCCAAAAGACCUGAUUUUGCCAAAAUAGAAAAAGAGGAGGGACGCGUCUUACGUUUUCUGGCUGUACUGUCCAAACCACUGGUUCCAGGGGAUGAAAAGAGAAAAUUUGUGGUUUCGUUUCAUCGUGCAAGUGAUGAAAUUGAGAUUUUUGAAAAACCCGAGCGAAACUCGGGGUUCAUUGCUGGGCGGUUUCUCGCUAAAGGGGUACAUGAAAAAAGGAUGCCUGACGGCUCGAGUGUUCCUUAUUCCCCUGAAGAUUUUGAAGUGGGCAAGGAAGUUAUUGUCUUGGAGCGACCCUUUAAACUCAUUGCGAUGACUGAUGAAACCGAACGUAUUUUGGAGGAUAAGGAGAGCUCUGCUACAGAAACUCGAGUGAGGGAUUUACUACUUUUAUUUAAACAGCAGAUACAAUUGAAGUUUCUUCGUGUUCAUGAAGCUUAUUGCACGCUUGCCCCUAAUGGUGUGCUCGGUUACCGCCAGGUUCGUGAAUUUUUACGCUCUUGUAGCUGCACAAUAACCGAUGAGGAGGCCGUUUUGCUUGUGAAAAAUAUCGCUCCAGAUAGUACUGGCGUUAUCUCAUUUGACCAGUUUCUUAAGGUAGUGAAUGUCACUUUUUCGGGAGACAUGGAUGAGGCUUCACUUACGGUACGCUCUGUGAAAAGCGUCAAUAUGUCUAAAGAUGAAUCGCUUAAAUUGGUUGCAUCAAAUGCCGAAAGAACCAAACGGAGGCAAAAGUUGGCAGUUGAAUUGCGACAAAAGUUAAUACAGAGGAGGGGAACUACACAAGAGCAGUUUCGUCUUUUGGGAGGCUAUAGUACCACAUCAAAAAUGAAUCGCGAUGUUUUUCGUCAAUCACUCAAUAAAAUCAUGCAUUUCAAUAUGUCAAAGGAUGAUGAAGAUAUGUUGGUUUCUAUUUUGUUUGACGAUCGCGCAGAUGAAAACGGUGACAUCACGUACAAGCAGUUUCAGGAGUUCACAGAUCAGGAUAACACCUUGUGA
Messenger RNA from Trypanosoma cruzi, 2421 nucleotides. RefSeq lists its product as uncharacterized. NCBI's taxonomy places the organism in Eukaryota, Euglenozoa, Kinetoplastea, Trypanosomatida, Trypanosomatidae. The coding region runs from base 1 to 2421 and encodes 806 amino acids. The transcript has a single exon. The record is from RefSeq and is a predicted model, not a curated record.